AUGAAUAUACAAAUGAUUUACUUUACUUCAGAGAGGGAUCAUGCUUUCCAAGCUAGGCCAAGAUACCGCAGAAGCUUGAUUCAUUCUGAUGGCCUUCAAAGAGGAAAGUCAAUUGAUGAAGAGGUAACUGGUCAGAAGAACGAGAGAGAAGCCUCACAUAAUUCAAAGCUGGUUUCAGAACGAUCAAGGACAUUGAAGUGGGCCAUCCAACAAUCUACACCUAUGGAGGUAUGGGAUUGGCUGUUUAAGUCCUGCGAGGUGAAUGGAAGGAUACUCUUUCGUGAUGGUAUGAUAGAUAUCAAAGACAUUGAGGAAUGCCUGGUGAAAGGGAACUGUAAGAAGUUGAGUAUCAAAUUACCUGCUUGGUCAAUUUUACAAUGUCUUCUUGAAUCAGCAAAGUCUGACUCUUCCGGAUUAGUGAUCUCCGAUGAGGUGGAGUUAACAAUGACCAAUUGGCCAAAGGAUAAAGUUUUUGAGUGGUUUGUUGGGCCACUAUUGAUUAUCAAGGAACAAAUAAAAGGACUCCAGUUAGAAGAAAGUGAAGAAAUUUGCCUGAGAAAGCUGAUUAUGGGAUGCAAGAAUGAGAGGCCAGAGGAGUGGGAUGACACUGGUUUUCCUUCCAAUGACAAUGUCAGAAGAGCACAGUUGCAGGCCAUAAUUAGGAGAUUGCAGGGCAUUGUUUGUUUUAUGUCUUGGAUGCCAACAUUCAGACGGCGGUUCAGGAACUUGGUGAAGGUGUUGUACAUAGAAGCAAUUCAAACUGCGGUUUUUGCAAAUCAAGUUGGGGGAAGUUUGAAAAUUAGGCCUGGUGGCAAAAGCUUUCUCGGCUCAGGAGACGGAGAUGGAACUGGAGAGGGGAGUGUGCACAGCACACAAAACAAUGGGGAUAUAGUAUGA
This is a messenger RNA of Ilex paraguariensis (yerba mate), 897 nucleotides long. The record is from the annotation of a GenBank genome assembly. NCBI's taxonomy places the organism in Eukaryota, Viridiplantae, Streptophyta, Magnoliopsida, Aquifoliales, Aquifoliaceae.